Molecule: messenger RNA, 1272 nt
Organism: Thlaspi arvense
Lineage: Eukaryota; Viridiplantae; Streptophyta; Magnoliopsida; Brassicales; Brassicaceae
Source: the annotation of a GenBank genome assembly
AUGCCUUUUGUUCCUGGUCUUGAUAAAGGCAAAGGAAUGUACUUUCUGUUCAUCAAAUCCGAAUCCAAAACACCAGGUGGUCUCCCUGCUCGUCCUGUCUUAACCAGUUACUACAAAUCCUCUCACUUCAAAAACAGACCCUUUGAUCCUUACACCAACUACACAAGCCCAAACCAAACCAUCCUUUGUCCUGACUCUUACCAGAGCAUGUACUCUCAAAUUCUCUGUGGUCUAUGCCAACACAAAGAGGUUCUUCGUGUUGGUGCUGUCUUUGCCUCUGGUUUCAUCAGAGCCAUCAAAUUUCUUGAGAAACAUUGGCCUGACCUAGCCCGUGACAUUAGAACCGGUACUCUCAGUUCUGAGAUAACAGACCCUUCGGUUCGUGAGGCGGUCGGUGAGAUUCUUAAACCGGAUCCGAAACUUGCGGAUUUCGUCGAGUCCGAAUGCAGGAAGACCUCUUGGCAAGGGAUCAUCACUAGACUUUGGCCAAACACCAAGUAUGUGGAUGUGAUUGUGACUGGGACAAUGUCACAGUAUAUUCCUACUUUGGAUUAUUACAGCAAUGGUUUGCCUCUUGUAUGCACGAUGUAUGCUUCUUCGGAGUGCUACUUCGGUGUGAAUCUCAGGCCGCUUUGCCAACCAAGUGAGGUCUCUUACACUCUCAUACCAACCAUGGCCUAUUUCGAGUUCUUGCCUGUUCAUAGAAAUAGUGGAGUCACUAGCUCAAUCAAUCUUCGAAAAGCACUCACUGAGAAAGAACAACAAGAGCUUGUUGAUCUCGUUGAUGUCAAGCUUGGUCAGGAGUAUGAGCUUGUCGUCACCACCUAUGCCGUGAAAAAUGCGGUAACACACCUUGUUCCGUUUGAUGCCUCACUCUCCGAGUACACUAGCUAUGCAGACACAUCAUCUAUCCCGGGACACUAUGUCUUGUUCUGGGAGCUCUGCUUGAACGGUAACACACCGAUUCCUCCAUCGGUCUUCGAGGAUUGCUGUUUCACCAUAGAGGAAUCACUUAACAGUGUGUAUAGACAAGGAAGGGCCAGUGACAAGUCCAUUGGACCGUUGGAGAUCAAGCUAGUGGAGUCAGGGACUUUCGAUAAGCUCAUGGAUUACGCGAUAAGCCUUGGGGCAUCAAUCAAUCAGUACAAGACACCAAGGUGUGUGAAGUUUGCUCCGAUCAUCGAGCUUCUAAACUCUAGGGUUGUUAAGAGUUACUUCAGCCCCAAGUGUCCAAAAUGGGUCCCUGGUCACAAGCAAUGGGGAAGUAACUAA